UGCAUAAAUGGCAGAGGACAGCAGCCACUCCACUCCAUGUUUUGCCCUGCCCUGUGCGCUCUGCUCGCUGUGCAGCGUGCGUCUCCGUUGCAUUUCGCUUUCCUCACACUGACAUAAACACGGGGCAGCGGUGUGUGCGUGCGCUGGAGAAGUUGUUGGCACACUGAGCACCAGGUAUCUUCUUCACGAGGAUUUUGUUCAAACUGGGACCGAUCUGACUCGUUGGCUAUUUCUUUUCUUUUUCGAGGUGAAAAUGAGGUGGAAGCACCAGCAUCUAAAGUGAGGAGUCUCUCUCCCUCUCUCUCUUUUAAAAAAAAUGAAAAUCUGAACGCGCAGACUGGAGAAAUCGUUCAAUCAGGCUUUGUUUUUUGGGAUUUCUCUUAUUCUAUCGGAUCUCUUAUUUCUCUGUGAAACAUUAUCAAGGAUUUCACUGAUGUAUGCGAUGUGGAGACUGCAAGUCGCCUUAUGUACUCUGUCGGUGCUGUCCCUGUCAUCCGGUGGUGAAAGCAAAGCGCGGAGCUGUAGCGAGGUUAGACAAGCUUAUAACGCGAAAGGAUUCAGCCUCGUCAAUGUACCUCAUCAGGAAAUAUCAGGUGAGCACCUGCGUGUCUGUCCUCAGGGAUACACCUGCUGCACGUCAGAGAUGGAGGACAAACUUAACCAGCAGAGCAAACUGGAGUUUGAGAAAUUGGUUGAGGAGAGCAGCCACAAAAUGAGAACAACAUUUGUCUCCAGGCAUAAAAAGUUUGAUGAGUUUUUCUUGGAACUGCUGGACAAUUCUGAGAAGUCACUCAACAGUAUGUUCACACGGACAUACGGGAAGCUGUAUAUGCAGAACUCUGAAGUAUUCCAGGACCUGUUCACUGAGCUAAAGCGCUACUACACGGGGGGCAACGUCAACUUGGAAGAGAUGCUAAAUGACUUCUGGUCCAGGCUGCUGGAACGCAUGUUCCAGUUACUUAACUCCCAGUACCACUUUACAGAUGACUACCUGGAGUGCGUCAGUAAAUACACAGAUCAGCUAAAGCCUUUUGGAGACAUUCCCAGAAAACUUAAGGCCCAGGUCACCAGAGCAUUCAUCGCUGCAAGGACGUUCGUCCAGGGGUUAAUGGUGGGCCGGGAGGUUGCCAACAGGGUCGCUAAGGUGAAUGUAGCUCCAGCAUGUGUUAAAGCCUUGACCAGGAUGCUGUACUGUCCAUACUGUCGUGGAAUGCCUGGGCUCAAACCCUGUCCCAACUACUGUCACAACGUAAUGAGAGGCUGUCUAGCAAACCAGGCAGACCUAGAUUCUGAAUGGAACCUCUUCAUUGAUGCCAUGCUGCUGGUGGCAGACAGGCUGCAAGGCCCCUCCAAUAUUGAAGCAGUUAUACAACCAAUUGACAUCAAGAUCUCUGACGCUAUCAUGACUAUGCAGGACAACAGCAUGCAAGUGUCAGCCAAGGUCUUUCAAGGGUGUGGCCAACCAAAGCCAUCAGGAAUAGGCAGGUCUGUGCGGGGCAUCUCAGAUGUGUUCAGUGGGCGUUUCAGGCCCUACACCCCUGAGGAGAGGCCAACCACUGCAGCUGGAACAAGCCUGGAUAGACUGAGGGCUGUCUGGAGGACAAUGCAACACAGUGUGAUUGACAUCAAAGAGAAACUCAAGGAGUCCAAAAGGUUCUGGUCCAACUUGCCAGAUGACAUCUGUGCCAAGGGCAAACUCACAGAGCCCGAUGAGGAGCAGUGCUGGAACAGCCACACUAAGGGCAGAUAUUUUCCUGAAGUGGUGAAGGAGGGUCUAACCAACCAGGUGAACAACCCAGAGGUGGAAGUGGAUAUCACCAGGCCCGACACGCUGAUUCGGCAACAGAUCAUGGCGCUACGUGUCAUGACCAACAAGCUGAAGAACGCAUACAACGGAAAUGACAUCUACUUCCAGGACUCCAGUGACGAGGGCAGCAGCUCCGGCAGCGGCAGCGGUUGCUCCGACGGCUGCACAACAGAGUUUAUUUUUGUUGGAACAGAGGCUCCCGUGAUCGGAGCUGACAGAAGCGAUGAGCGCGCAGCAGCCGCGGGCAAGUCAGUUUCCUGCGGACCCUCCGUACUGCUGCUGACGGUUGCCCUCACACUCCCGCUUUGGGCGAUGCAGACUCAGUGGAGAUAAUACAGUGUGGCCCGCAUUACCACUGACUUUUUUUUACUGUUACGUAACAGUAUGUUUAACAGCAAGUUGUACUGCUGUUCCCUCACUGGACAUGUAGAGCCUCCUGGAAACCUGUUGAGAAUGGCUUACUGUAUGGUGUGGUAGGAGUGAAAGUGCUGCAUCCCGCUUGUCCCCCAAAGAAUGCUUGGUGCCAUCAGUGAACCAGCUUUCACAUCAAAAUAAAGAAAAUGUGUUUUCUCAUUAUUCUAAAGUGAGUUUUGGAGGGUAAAAAAAGCCCAAAACAUCUUUUAGAAAUGAAACCCUCUAAAGAUGGUUCUGUCAGUGAUUUUUUGUUCCAGAUAAAAGGGAAUCUAUUUUUCUUUUCCUUUGUAUGAUGAAUGGAGAAAACGAGACGACACCUAUUUUAUCCUAUUAGUCUUCUCCCCCAAAAGGAAAAACAAAAUCAAAAGGAGAAAGUUUUACUGUGUGCAUGCGUGGAUAUGAUGUUAACUGACAAAACAUUCUUUUUUUUUCCGUUUUUAUGCAGGCUACACAGUUUUUUGGAGUGAUUGUGCAGGUUGUACAGUGCUAGCAGUUCGCCUGGUUUCCCGUUUGGUCAUAUCGACGUGGCUUCAGGAAGCAGCAGGUCUUACAGCCACAUUAUUGUUGCACAUUUGAUUAUCUCUUUAGAAAGUGCUAUCGUACUGCACUAAGAGAACUACUUUGCACAGAUUAUUUUUGUUGGCUUCAUAAGUUUCUACAGCUACAGAAAACAUCCACCCCACAGAGAAAACGAUCUAUAUUUUCAGAUCAUUUAAUUGAUUGUAUUGUACUUAUAAGCAGUUACAGUGGAAGGUACUGUAAUGUAAUCUUACUGGCAAUGGAUACUUUUUUUUAACAACUGUGUCAUUGUUUCUACAAAUUAUUUGAUCAUCUGUUAAAUAAAAACUAAGAAUGGUUCUGCAGCAGCACUAAUUGCCUGUUAACAGCGUUCAGGUAUCUAAUUUACUUUCGUCUGUCUGGGUAGUUAACAUGCACUCACGCUGGUUCUGUUAUUCUCAGAGGACUUGGAGGAGAGUAAUAAUAGAUAUAUCCUUAUGAAAUUUUAAUUUCCUUAAUUUUCUUGGCUGCCACACUGAUGAAUUUUGCUUUAUGUUACUUGUUUAUUUGCAUACAUGUAAAGUUACCCGUCGUAACCUCUGAUAUCCUCUGCUGGUUACCCCUCAUGUCUUGCAAUGCAUCAUACUGAAAUUUGCAUGUUCUUUGGUUAAUGAGAGCAGACCUAUGCCCCCUACAGGCUACAUGCGGUGUAAUUGGUCGUGUUCUCUUAGAGGACGCGUACAAAGUCAGCAACUUUUAAAAAAGAGUUCCGAGGCCAGAGGGCUCCAAAUGUACUCGUACAACUAAGGUAACUAUUCGUAACUUUCAUUCUGUGUCCUGCAGGCUUUGACCUUUAGCAGACUCAAGAGGCUCAGGGAGCAAAGCACUUCACAAAUACAACACAGUGGUUGAUGUUGAACUGUAUACCAGAAGGGUUCAUAGCUGAGUGAAAGGCUAUAAGUGGCGGCCAUAAUAAGAACUGGUCACAUUCGCCGAAUGCUAAAGUAAUGCACUUCCUGUUCUGUCUCCUUUAGCAUGAGAUGCACUGCACCAUACUUUAUGAAAGGAAAUGAGUUAAUACUGUCUCUCAGUUCCUCGGGGUUUGAGCGCACGCAGCCGUUAUUAAUGUGAGCACUCUGUUGUUUCAGUUUAAUAACUGUUAGCCUGCAGUCUUUAAAAAAAAAUUCAGUUCCAACAUUGGUAAAAAAAGAUUUUUUAAAAAGCACGCUUUUUCAUUGAACUGACACUUUGUCUAUCACAUCAUGCCAGAUGAUCUCACCUUUUGCCCUGUGUCAGCUCAGAUAGGCUCAAGCUUUACAUAAGUAUUCAAGAAGGACUUUUUCUUUUUUGUUAUACUAGAGAAACGAUAGUUUUAAAGUACUCAGCAACAACUUGAUAACACCAAUCUGCCAAGUGAGAUUCAAUUAGCACUAAGUUCUAAGUUCUCAUUAAUUCUCCUCCACAUUUUACCUUAUGACAUUUUCUAUUAAGAUCAAGGGAAAGGGUUUAGAAAAAAAGAUGGGACUUUUUUUUUUGACAAUUCAUCUGCAACUAAUGGCUUUAACAUCUAGUCGCAGAGAAAUGUAGCUUUCGGAUACAAUAUCUUGCAAUAUGUAGCGUGAAUAUUGUUGAAGCCAUCACGAGUGUGCCUGGAGGAUUGAAUCUCAUCAGCUCAUAAGUACCUGAAAUGUUUUCACAAUACACAAGCCCAUUACUUCAACAGAGACCUUCCAGUAAAUACACAAAUAGACAAAUCAAUAGGAGCUAUGAGCAGCUAAAGAGAUCUUGUGUUUCAUGUACAAAAGCUUAAUAAAGAAAAUUCGGGGCACGAGUUUUCCUCGUCUCCACAGCGUGAAGAGGGGAUAGAAAAGCACAAAGUUUGUGCAAGCGUCAUGGAUCUCUUCACAGAAAACACCAUAAGGGAAAUCUACCCUCGGUGUGCUCAUAUGACUCACGAAAGAGAAACUGAGCACCACAGGAAGCUCCCACAGUUGACCUCUUUCACCUCACUUCUUAUCGAAAUGGUUUUAGGAUAAGGUGACUGAACAGCAGCCUCCUACUUAAAAAAAACACAAAAACCCCAACAGCAUAGCAAUUAAAUCACUGAGCAGCAAACCUUAUAUGUGUAGCACAACAACUGUGUUUAACCAAAGCAUGACUAAAGACAACACUGAAGCGAUUAACAAAAGGCCACCCAAUAACUAAUUGUGCACAGAAACACGAAGGCAGAGCAGUUCCAUUCACCUGUCAUCAAAACUGGUUGAAAAUCACAAGGGUUCACCCUGACUGAGGUGAAACGUUAGCGCAUAGAGCAAAACAAAAGCUGACAAGUAAAUCGUAAACAGAUUUGGAGGAUAAAUCAUGAUGCAAAACAAGCGUGUGACAUAUGAAGAGACUUUAAUCUUCUUUCUAUUACUCUAUAAAAGAAGCGUAUACACAUUUUCCUCACUAUCUAAUGGCGUUUUCCAUCUUUUCACGGUACCGCUUUUAUUUUAAUUACUAUAUGUCAUCCCAUUAUGUAGCCUGAUGUGUGACUAAACAUUUAGCACUAUCUGCUGUUUACCCUAAUGCUUAGUUUCUAAUAUUCACAUGACAGCAGGGGGAUAGAAAACAAAAAGAUGUUUUGUGUGCUUGUUUUUUUUGGUUUGUUUGGGUUUUGUUUUUUGUUUUUUUUAGAAAUUUCUUUAAAAUGUGCUGUACAUCUGGAUACAAAAUGGAACUACCGCCUACAUUCUUUGCUAAGACAAAUCGAUAAAGAAACAGUGUGCCUGAACUCACUCACUCACUCUAUCUAUCUACACACACACACAUAUAUAUAUAUAAGUGUGUGUGUAUGUAUAAAAUCCGUUUGUGUUUUCCUUCUAUGCUGUGCACUCAAAAAUGUCUAAAUGCCAACAUGCAUGUCAAAAUAACCAUUUUGCAGCUGGCAGUUAUGGUCCAGUGAGGGUCUGAGAUCAUAGUUAAUGCUCUAAUGAGUAAACUGCAAAGCACCCAUUAAAAAGGGAGCAGUGAGUCAACACUGGGGUGAUUUCUACCUGUGUUAAUUAGUCACCAACAAUGCCUGGAAGCAGCCCUGGGAGACUGAGAAGACUUCCCCAAUACCCACCAAAACUGUGCAUGCAGGAGACCCGUCUACAUUCGCUUCACUGCCGUAAUAACUGAGCAACUCAUUGGUGCCGGAGAGAGGAUGCGAUGCACAUUUUAAAGCCCCGGGUUUGAAAAGGUACAUGGAAAUUUUUAGUGCACACUAAAACGGAUGACUGAGCAAGUCUUUGGAGCCUGUCAAGGUCAAAGCCUGCAUGAGACGGGACGAGGGGUGCAUUGGAAACUUUAAACAUAAACACAGUUAGAUGACUCGACUGUGUUUAAAUCGUUUUUAUACAGAAGUUAUACGAGUCACUGUGUUGCACUAACAGCUUUUUAAAAUUGCUCACGUAUCCUGUGGUCACAGACAGACGACCAGCAGAAGCAUCAGCUGCUGCUGUUUCAGUGGGUCAGACAGGGAGUUGAGAGAACGUCACGCUGUAACUAUUUAUAACAUGGUGAAUGUUGAAUUAAAUGCCGUUGAAGUAACUAGCUGUCAGUCCUGUGCAGUGCUGGUUUUCCUCAUCUUUACUCACCCAGGAGUACCGCCCUGAGGACGCGAUAAUUGAAGUGAAGGAGGUUUCAUGUAAAAGUCAUGGUUUGUUACAUGGAGGCUGUUGAAGUGUGGACUGAUAAUUAAUUUUAGCUCUGGACGUUUACACUUAAGCAAGAAUAUCUAGAACGUUUCGACCGUAAUGGCAAAAAUGUUUUUUCCUUGUCUUUUUUUUUUUUUUUUUAAACGCGCUUUGUGUUUUGGUGAUUUCAUAAUUGGCAAAUUAAAUGAAUAUGCUGCGCAACAGGAAUAAAACUCAAUUAUAAGUGCAAGUUAGUGGGUUUUACUUGGAGUCAAACGCAGCCAAAACAUUGUGGAGGCAGAUAUUUCUGAGUCAGGGUCGGUAGUGAGGCGGAACAAUCAGUGCGGUCUGUGCUUGAUAAUAAGGCAGGAAGUUAGCCGUGUGGCUUCAGAUACGGCAUUGUUUAAGCUUUGGCACUGCUGCUCCUCAGUGGGGCUUAACAGCUCAGUUUUAUUUCUCCAAAGUGUAAAAACUCAAAGCAUCUGCAGCCAUACAAAGGUCGAAUGCACCCAUUAGAGCCUCUACAAGAUCUGUGACUGCAGCAACAAGAGUUUUUGGAUGACUAAGAUGAGGCUGGGCUUUAGCAGUGUUCUUCAGACAAAGUCAAGAAAGUGAAUUAAGAAAAGAAUGUUUUGGAAGUUUGGUGCAGUUUUUUCCAAAGAGCUUGUGUCUGUCUAAACAACAGUCUUCUCUCAUUACAAGAGGAAUGUCUGCCAUUCUCCACUGCCUUGUGUACUCCUCUCUUUCCUGGCGUGAUACGUUACCACGGUCACGCAUUCACAGUUUGACACGAUUCAGUGCUAAACUUGUUUUGUUUUUGUUUUUCUCUCAUUCAUUCAUUUUGGCAUUUAAAAAAAAAAGGGGGGGGGAAAGGUGAUGUGAGGUUUUUAAAGAGUGUUUUAUGCAAGAAUCUUCAUUUUGAUGUUAAUCAUUUGCUGCACUUUUGCUAAAACAUAUGCUGUGAGUGUGGUACUGUUGUGAUUUGCAAAAUCUGAUAAAUAAGGAGCACAUCAAGCGUUUUGGAACUGUUGGUGCACGUUGUUCAAAGUUUGUUUGUGUUUUUUUUUGGGGGGGGGGGGGGUCGAAGUUGAUGGUUAUACAAGCAGACAUGCCUUACCAUUUUUUAAAAGACUAAAAUGGAUUGCUUAUUUGGCUUUUGUUACACAUUCUUGUAUACAGAAGAUAAUACAAUGGUAAAAAAUAAACAUUUAUUUAAAAAAAAA
Molecule: messenger RNA, 7601 nt
Organism: Maylandia zebra (zebra mbuna)
Lineage: Eukaryota; Metazoa; Chordata; Actinopteri; Cichliformes; Cichlidae
Gene: gpc6a
Product: glypican 6a
Biological process (GO): regulation of protein localization to membrane; cell migration; regulation of signal transduction
Cellular component (GO): cell surface; extracellular region; plasma membrane
Source: RefSeq, a predicted model, not a curated record